UGUUCAGGGCAAAAUGGCGACGGGGAACUGUGAUGCUGUGAACAUGGACCCUGAUUUGGACCUGCUGAGUGACGAGGAAUUAGAAAGGGAAGCGGAGGGCUUCAAAGAGCAAGGCAAUGCCUUUUACAUCAAGAAGGAUUAUGCAGAAGCAUUUAAUUAUUACACCAAGGCCAUAGACAUGUGUCCGAAGAACGCAAGUUACUAUGGAAACCGGGCAGCCACACUUAUGAUGUUGUGUCGGCACAGAGAGGCGUUGGAAGAUUCCCAACAAGCAGUCCGGCUAGAUAACUCCUUCACGAAGGGCCAUCUGCGGGAGGGCAAGUGCCACCUGUCCCUUGGUAAUGCUAUGGCUGCCAGCCGCUGUUUCCAGAGGGUUCUGGAGCUGGAGCCUGACAGCAGCCAAGCCCAGCAGGAGCUGAAAACUGCAGACUCGAUCCUGGAAUACGAGAGAAUGGCCGAGAUUGGAUUUGAGAAGAGAGACUUCAGGAUGGUUGUUUUUUGCAUGGAUCGGGCCUUGGAGUCAGCCGUAGCCUGUCACAGGUUCAAGAUACUGAAGGCAGAGUGCUUAGCCCUGCUGGGACGCUACCCUGAGGCUCAGUCUGUAGCCAGUGAUAUUCUGCGAAUGGACUCCACUAAUGCAGACGCUCUGUAUGUGCGUGGUCUCUGCCUGUAUUAUGAGGACUGCAUUGACAAGGCGGUCCAGUUCUUCGUCCAGGCCUUGCGUAUGGCUCCUGACCACGACAAGGCUCGGCUCGCAUGCAGAAAUGCUAAAGCACUAAAAGCAAAGAAGGAGGAGGGGAACAAGUCGUUCAAGGAAGGUAACUUUGAUGCAGCCUAUGAGCUCUACUCGGAGGCGUUAACAAUAGACCCCAACAACAUCAAGACCAACGCAAAGCUGUUCUGUAACAGGGCUACUGUUGGGUCAAAGCUGAAGAAACUAGAUCAGGCCAUUGAAGACUGCACAAAGGCUGUAAAACUGGAUGAGACCUACAUCAAGGCCUAUUUACGGAGAGCACAGUGCUACAUGGACACAGAGCAGUAUGAAGAGGCAGUGCGAGACUAUGAGAAGGUUUAUCAGACAGAGAAGACAAAAGAACACAAGCACCUUCUAAAACAUGCUCAGCUUGAGCUGAAGAAAAGCAAACGGAAAGAUUACUACAAAGUGCUCGGGGUGGAUAAGAACGCCACAGAAGAUGAGAUCAAGAAAGCCUAUCGCAAACGUGCACUUUUACAUCAUCCAGACCGUCACAGCGGCGCUAGUCCCGAGAUGCAGAAGGAAGAGGAGAAGAAGUUCAAGGAGGUGGGCGAGGCUUUCAGCGUGCUUUCAGACCCUAAGAAGAAGUCUCGCUAUGACAGCGGUCAGGAUCUGGAGGAUGAUGGCAUGAACAUGGGAGAUUUUGAUGCCAACAACAUUUUCAAGGCCUUCUUUGGAGGCCCAGGAGGUUUCAGUUUUGAAGCAUCUGGACCAGGAAAUUUCUUCUUUCAGUUCGGUUAAUACGAAGAUUCUUCCACCUACAUGUUACCACAUCAGGACUUUUCAACAAUGUCAACCCCCUGACCCACCAUCCAUAUUUAAUGACUGACUUAUUGCAAGUCAGAUUCUUGUCUAUGCCAUUGACUGAAUGAAUGCAAACCAAAUGACCACACGCAGCACAUCCCGCAUAGCAAUGACACCAGGACGGCUCUGGCUGAGUUGAUAGUGUUACUGGUUUUGGAUUUGGUUUUCUUCUUUGCAGGAGAAAACAAACUUGAAAGUCAGUAAUGGCUAGUGACUGGUCCAAAUGGUCUCUUCUGUUUGAGAAAGGAGAGAUUGUGCAGCUAUUGUAUCAGAGCUUAUAGGGAGCCAUGCAGGAAGUGACACCCAUGGGGAAACUCUUGAGAUGCAACUUAGCAAGCUAUUACCCAGCUCGUCUCAACUUACUGCUGAGGAAGGUUUCCCUGCAUGAAAGUUUGUCACUUGCUUAAUGAUUUCUGAAGAAAAUCACUGAGCAAGCAGCAUAUCUCCCUCUUGUUGAAGAAUUUUUCAGACAAAAAGUUGGCUGCUAUGAAUCCACACUGACAACUGCAUCUUUGUCAUAAGCAAAUAGGAGUCUUUUUUUUUUUGGUUAUUUUUACAGCUGGAGCACAGUAGAAAGACAGCAGUGGAGACCGCUGCUGUCUUUAUAACCUGCAAAGUCCACUUCCCUCUCUUUGUCACAAGUUUUAUGUUUGAUGUUGCCAUUCACAGAUUGCUGCAUUGUACAUUUUACUGGAAUGUAAAGUGUUGAUUUGUGAUGAUAGUUGAAUAUUUUUUCCAUUUUUUUUUUUUUUUUUUGAUAUGUAUAUUUAUUGUAAAUUUGCUGUCUGGUGUUGGUGUAAGAUGAGGACACUUUUCUUCUAUACAAAAAAAAAAAAGUUUCAAAGGAGGCAACAAGAAAGAACAUCCUUCGACACAAAUUAAGGAAGAAUAUUGUUUUUCUUGAUCUGCAUGAACUUUUGCACAGGAAAACAUGUGCUAUGUGUGUGUGAUUAUAACGCAGGCUGGCUUAUUUUACUCUUUGCAACAGGGGGACAUAAGAAUAGAACAAAUAUGACAUUUAAUGUGUUUGCUGUUAUCAGAGGUGAGGCACUGUGUGGGAUGAUGGAAACGUGGAUGGUUCAGUUAACUCCUGAUGAGUGUGUUGCUCUCCUGGUGCACUACAUGAAGCAAAGUGUCCUCAUCUUUGCUCAUCGUUUUUGCCCUUCUGGUGAAACCAUCCUCCCUUUUACCCUUGAAAAGUACCAGCCAUGUCAAUAAAGUUGGCCUCCUUUGGGUUUCCCCUUAA
This is a messenger RNA of Labrus bergylta (ballan wrasse), 2804 nucleotides long. It is a transcript of the gene dnajc7, whose product is annotated as DnaJ (Hsp40) homolog, subfamily C, member 7. Lineage: Eukaryota; Metazoa; Chordata; Actinopteri; Labriformes; Labridae. The record is from RefSeq and is a predicted model, not a curated record. Gene Ontology annotation, molecular function: protein binding.